AUGAGCGAGUCCCCGGCCGGCACUCGCGCGCACAUGGCCGCGCUAUAACCACGCCGUGGCGCCCCGAAAUUCAGUUAGAUUCAAGCGGGCUGACGGAGCGUAUCUGCUUGACACAAUAAAAUCGUUUAGGAAAACUUUGAAACAACAUUUUUAAGAGAUAUAUUUUUGUAUACCGAGUGCGAACCGGAAACGACUUUUACCAAUUACAAUCGAUAUCGUCGGCCGUUUUUGAAUUCUUCUGUUUGCCGUACAUGUUAACGAACCACCGCCGUCGCCGCCGCCGCCGCCGCCGAGGGUUUUAAGUGUUCCCGAGCCCCCCCCAACGUAUAUGCGCGUUUAACUGCGACAAUCAAGUUCGGUUCUUCGGCUUUUCGUGUGCACUCUUGCUAAAUAAAAUAAUACUCUCGUCACUUUCGACCGGUUUUAAUCGCGGAAUAAAGAGAUAUGCCUGCGAGUUUGUUCCCGGACAUGGACCGGCCUAGCGGGAUCGGCGACGAAAGGGCCCUCCAGCUAGCGCUCGAGCUGUCCAUGCUGGGGUUCAGCGAGCCGCUGGCGUCGGUCGGGACGGAAACGGACGGCGGCGCCGACCUCGCGUCUUUCGUCAACCCGUUAACGAGCGUCGGUCUCGACGAGGUGCGGUCCAAGAAGUCCCAAAACAUGACCGAAUGCGUCCCGGUGCCCAGUUCCGAACACGUCGCCGAAAUCGUAGGCAGACAAGGUUGCAAAAUCAAAGCCCUUCGCGCGAAAACCAACACGUACAUCAAGACGCCCGUGCGCGGGGAAGAACCCGUCUUCGUCGUCACCGGACGUAAAGAGGACGUCGCCAAGGCGAAGCGCGAGAUCUUGUCCGCUGCCGAGCACUUCUCGCAAAUCAGGGCUUCCCGCAAGAACAACCUGGCCGGCCUGGGUUCGGGCGCGAGCACACCCCCGGGUCCUCCGGCCAACAUCCCCGGCCACGUGACCAUCCAAGUGAGGGUGCCGUAUCGCGUGGUAGGUCUGGUCGUCGGUCCCAAAGGUGCCACCAUCAAGCGUAUCCAGCACCAGACUCAUACGUACAUCGUGACGCCCAGCCGCGAUAAGGAGCCGGUAUUCGAAGUGACCGGCUUACCGGAGAGCGUAGAGUCGGCCAGAAGAGAGAUCGAAGCACAUAUCGCGAUGCGUACCGGAAACGGCACCUCCAUCAACGGUUUGCCGAGUCUUGGUGGUCUAGAUGAGACCGACCUGAUCGCGUCCCUCUGCAAAUCCGGUCUGAGCUCGAUUUUGAACUACAUGGAACCGUCCGCUGACGCGUUCCCUACGAUGACUUCGUCGACGGGAAGCAGCGGUGCCUUUUCCAGCUCCGGCUCGUGUUCCAGUAGUUCGUCGAGCACCGGUCGCGAUUUGGGCACCAUCUGGAGCGCAAACGAUCGCGACGAAGGGUUAGGUGACUCGCCGAGUUUCGAUUCGUCGACCGCCCUGUCGAGUAUCUGGUCGUAUCCGACCGUGUCGGUACCGUCGAGGCCGUCGCCGGCGAAUAGCACCAGUCCGGCGGAUUCGCUGCUGUCAUCGAGCACCAAGUGCCUGGUGUGCACGGACUCGAAGGUCACCCACGCGCUGGUGCCUUGCGGCCACAAUUUCUUCUGCGUGGAUUGUGCCAACAGGAUCUGCGAAGGCAGCGACGCCCAGUGUCCUGUGUGUUCCCUGCCCGCCAUCCAGGCCAUUCGCAUAUUCUCGCCAAACCCUUAAGUUGUUGUUAUCGACAGAUCUCGCUCGAAUCUCCCGACGUUUCCACCACAUUCCCUGGGCGAGCGCCCCGUGUUCAGCUACGGUACCGCUUCUUCCCUUUCGCCGACGUAACUAUAUAUUUAUAUAUAUAUAAUACAACGAAUGCUGACUAUGUUCGACUCUUUUAUUAUUAUUAUAAUUAUUAUUGUUGGGUAGAUUUUUUUUGCUGUUGAGUUGUUCCCGGAAGUCGAAGGCAAAGGGAAUGGGCUGGCCCGUCAGCGUAGUCAUCGUAUGCCAGUUUUUUUUUUCAUAUUUCCUUAUUGUAUUACCGUUUUUAUGUAGUGUUAGAGAUCAAUUCGGUUUUAUUUCGGUAUUGUGUUGUCGUGUUAUUGCCUCAAAUCGAUUGCUUUCGUAGUAAAUACCCCCUUAUAUAAAAGACAUGAAUUCGCGACUAGUAACGUAAAUUUAUAUGAUAUCGAUAUAUAAGUAUUUCGUUAUUUUUUUAAAUAUAUUUUUUUAAUUUUUCGCCAUGUGAACUUAUCACAUUAUUGAAGUCUGAAACAGCAAUUCUCAAAAUAUUAUUUAAGUAAUAAAAUAUUUAAAAAGUUAUAAAUAAUAGAGAGCGUAAAUAUAGCGAAAAAAAAUGAAAAAAUUAAAGGAUAUAAUAUAUUGAUAAUAUGGGAGUGAGAAUUUUUUAGCGUUGAUAGGCGAGAGAAAGUUUCCUUUGUGUCCGUUUCCGGUGCAUUUCGAGAAUAAUUGAAAAGGAUGCGCGCGCCGCUGCCCGGGGGGCCAUUCGGCUGUGAUCCCCGCGUUAAACUGCCAAUCGCCGAAGACGCGCGCCCGCGCCCUGCCCCCCUCGCACCACCCUAAUAACAAAAUACAUAUCCCUUAUUGUUAGUUGAUCACUCAUUGUUGCUAUUGUUCUGUUACGUGUGAUACAUAUAUAUUUCUAUAAUUAUUAUUCUUAUCGCGUACGAUAUGAGUUAUAUAAAUAAAUAAAUUAAUUAUUUAAACCGUGCGCGCAGGGUAGCGGGUUCGAUUCUUUCGGUGCCGUUUGAUGAUUUUCCCCUUCAAAAACAGUUAAAAAACGUUUUUCUUUAUCUUCGAAAAUCUCGUUUUGUUUCGCCCCUUCGUCCCGCGUAAUUCUUUCGUUUCCCGGUUCCCCAAAAUCGCAACACAAUAAAAACGUCAAGGCCCCCCCGCGGUGACGCGCGCCCGCGCGGCUUUCCCCCCGCGAAACCGCCCCCGGUCCUUCAGUAUUCACGCCGCGGUCGCAUUUUUUCUCUCAGCGCUGCGCGCGCAACCCCCCCGCAUCGCCCCACCUCACCGUAGACAAUUCGCCCGACCGAGCGGCGCAGAACGAUUAUUAUGCGCUUAUAUUAUUACUUAUUAAUAUAUGUAUUAUUAUCUAUUAUAUAUAUUUAAAUAUUAAGAAGCUAUAUUUUGUUUUUAUUUAUUUUUUUAUUGUAGAAUUGGGAAAUUAUCGUUAUUAGAUAAAUUAUAUAUAUUUUAUUAUUACCUAUAUUAAUAUUAUCCUUGCUUGCUGGGUCUGCGCCAUCGGUCGCGCAUGCGCGGGCACGCCCCUCCCCCCGCUUCCUCUUAGAUUGUUUAUACGUACAUUGUAUAUAAGUUGUUGUUUUAUUAGCUAUUAAAAACCAUAUUAUACUUAUUAUUAUUUUAUUUUUUUACAUAUUUUUGUGGAGAUAUUUAAAACUAUGGAUGUUAGUACAAGUUCAUGUUCACAGUGUGUACCGAGUGACUGUUUUCAAAUAUGUAGUUUAAUUAUUAGAUUUUUUUUGAUUAGUUAACGGGGGCGUUUUCGGGGACACGGCUACCGAAUCGAACCAGGAAAACUUGCCACCAAACUUCUUAUCCCACAAGCUUACCACAACCCGUCAAUUAAAAAUGGAAAUAACACGCAGACUUAUAUUCUCGCGCACGCGCAAUGCGCAUUACACCAGCCAUAGUCGCGCACUGGAAACGCCCCGUAUAUUUAUAUUGAUAUUUUUACUUAUAUUAACUAUUUUCGAAGUGAUUUUUUUUAUUGAUUUUUUUACUAUAGAUGUAUAAGCGUGUUUUCUAUUUAGAAAUUUAUGAAUUUAGAACGAUUUUUUUUACGUAGCGACUGACCUUACGCUUAGGAACGAAAUUUUUUUUGCUUACCCGGCCGCCGUCUACCGGGGGGUCGAUCGCACUCCCCGCGCGGUCAGCCUCGGCAAAUAAUUUUAAGACACUGAAUUUUUAUAAGUUUAAUUGCUACCAAAUAAAAUAAAUUUCGUGAUUUAUAUAUUUUUGGUUUUGUUUUUGUUUUUCUUUUCCGCGUUCCUUGAUUUUCGAUUCAGUUUCGUUACGUUACGCGCGGGACCUGACAUUACCCACGCGGGGUUCUACUAUACAGGGUGUCCCGAAUGGGACAAUACGAUUUUAGCGCAUCCCUGUCCUAAAGCAUCCGAGUUUUGCGAUUCUAACAAAUUUUAACGUCAUUAUUUUCACAACCAAAAAAGAGUUUAUCUAUUUAUGUAAAAAAUCGUUUUUUGGAGUCUCCAAGCGCAAAAGUUGGCGAUGGUUCUAGUUGAGGUUAUGUCAGAUCGCGCUAGAUGGCGUUCGUUUUGAUUUUGGCGCAUGAGAAUUUUUACGUAGCCGUUGUUUUCGGUGGUUUGAUGUUGUCCGUUCAUCAUCAUUAAUAAAAUGCAUGUUAGUGAGUACUGUAGAGUCUAGACCGUAGCUCUCGAUGCACAAUUUUUGUAAAAGAGAAAAACUAGAAAAAAAAGUGAAGUAAUAAAUCGCGUUUUAUAUUUUAAUAACAUAUAUGAAACUAUUUUAGUAUGCGUGAAUUUAGAUGUAGCGACUUUAAAUGACAUUUUGCAUUUCGAGGAAUAAAAAUUAAUAAUAAAUAAUAUAAUGCUCAAUACGGUUGGGAGGAGGGUAAGCGUAUUUCGGGACGAAGAAUGACGCCGGUCUCUUUAGGUAAAGAAAAAUAACAGUUGGAUUGGUUUAUAUGUGAAAUUUGUAUAUUUAUAUUAUGUAGGGUGUAGGUAAAGUGCAAUGUUAGGAAAAAAGCUUUCAACCCGGGCGUCGUUCUCUUGGGCAUGACUUUUGCAGGUGCUGUAGCAACCGAUAGUUUUAUUAAAAAAGUCUUCCCGCCCGAAACACCUUUUAUCUUUUAUAAUAUAUAUAUAAUCUCAUUUUAAAUAAUAUAUUACGUAAGGGUACAUGUUCUUGGUACGCAGGAGUGAGCCGAUUUUCAAGCACUCGCGCAUUUCCGCUACGAUACAGCCCACGAAACAAUAAAAUGGCCGCCGUUUCAAAAUCCGGUGACAGAAUACGUAACUUUCUCAGCGACCCCUUUGGUAAAUGUCACUGGUUCUCGAUGGGCGGGUCAUACAUAUAUAGCAUGUCCAAAGUAUGAAUAAAAAUGGCAAAAAUUUUAUCAUGGGUCGCUGCUAGAGCCUUUUAACUUGGAGAAAGCUACGUUGGACUUGCUAUGCUUUCGAGUAGCGCGUUUUUGUUUUGGCCGGACUUUUUUGACACUUAGCUAGAUGAAUUAUCGUAAUCGACAUCACUCUUUCUAUCGCCGAUAUGUUUCCUCGUAGGCAGCUUAACGCAUCGGCUAUACAAAACGACUGCGCCGCAGCAACACACACCACCAAAUUCCCAAAUCACACUGUAUAUUAGUAUAUUCAUAUACAGGCCUAACUACAAUAUUUAAGUAAUAAUAUCUAUAUUUCAUAUUUAAUAUAUUAUACACAUAAAAAGGAGUAAUUUUUCAGAUAGAAUAAGAAAUAUUAUAGAUGUUUUUUUUAGAAAAGAAAAGCUGUAUUUAUACCGAUAAGUUUUCGUACUUUUUGUAGCCUCCUGUAAAAGACGUCAAGCUUAGGGUCGCAGGUUCAUCACCCCUACGCGAUUUCAUAGGGUUGUCGAGCAUAUUUGUAUACGCCUACUGUUACUCUGACACCACUACUACGCAUUCGUCUGCCGAAUUAAUUCUCAUGAAAAUAAGGACAAUCCGCAAUUUUAUAGGGCUUGAUAAAAAUGUAUAUUUUGGACCCCUUGUGGACACCAUCGUUUAGAACGCAGGUACUUUUUCAUCUGACCUGAUGGAAGAUGUGAUUAAUACUAAGCCGUAUUCAGCAUAACCUACAUUAGAAAAGUUGAGCUUGAAAAGUAAUGUAUUGUUAUAAUUUCAAUUUUUUGCUUUUAACAAAAAAGAAUGCCGUGAAUCCUCUUGGUUAGUUUCGAGCUCUUUGUUACUCUGAAGGGGAUACGCUUUGGUUUUGACCUUGACCUUGGCAAUUUUCAUGAGAAAUAAAUGCCGUACAUAUAGGGUCGUUCUUUUGAUAGAUACUAACAACAAUGCAGCCCCAUGAUAUCAAAAUUUUGUCUUCUAAUUGUAACUUAAAGCAAUAACGUAACGAAAUAACUAGUGACGUAAAAGGUUUAUCUAUUUAUCUACAUUUUAAAGCUAAUUACUAUAUUUAUAUAAGGGUAGAGUAGAGCAUAUUUUACUGACGUAGAGAAACAACUUACGACCCUAGCAGUCACCCGCUCAGCAUUUAUAUUUAAAUACUAUGAAAAUUAUUAAACUAUAAUAUACUAAAAUAUAUUUAGCAGCAAGAAAAUGUUAAAAAGAGUAUUUCUAUAUUAUUGAUGUGUGCGAGAUUGGAUGUAAUCUAUAUUAAUGUUGGGUUUUGCCGUUAAGGAGAUGUAUUUAAUAGAAGAAGAAUUGCGGUCUUUGUAACUGUCUGUCUUGCUUCCACCUACCAACCGAUUUGGCGUACCGUACUGCAAAAAUUGAAAUACCGUAAAAAAAACGAUAUUGACGAACACGUUAUUCAAGAAAGCUUCCCCUGCUAAAGAAUAUAAUUAUUUUUACUAAACGGAAAACAUAGCACAAUAAUGUCACCAUAUCAAAGCUUUACUGUGAUUCGUAAGACUGACUUAAUGUUGUUUUUGGACUAGAAAAUUAAGUCUGUACAUCUAAACAUGAAUUUAAGAAUUUUUUCUGUGUCGUGCAGGGUAUUAUUCGCCCGAUACGUUUUUUUUGUUUUUAAACGGAAACGUGGGAGCACCGACAGUUAUGAAGCAAACCGACAGAACUACCUAAGCGUAUCGUGUGAGUGUUUUUCCAAUUAAAAAAAAAAUAAUAGAAAAUAUUUAGAUACGUUUCUAUCACAACUUAUUAAGUAUACUAUUGAACUAUAUUAACUGCUGUAAGAAUUUUGUAUUUGGUAUUCGACAGGAACUCCAUUUUGCUUUCGCCACACCUGAGCUCGUUGAGGUGAAAUGUGUUCCGUGAAGACGGUAACAUGUCACCUCAACAACGCAUAGUACUUGCACAUGAUCACAACAAUAUAUUGGGGAACAUACAAAAAAUAUUUAAAAAUUAAACAUCGAUUAAAAGUGGAUUCUAAAAUGUAAUGAAAGAAAAACAUAUUUAUAUAUAUCGCAAAUCUGGUGCCAAAGACAAAAGUUACUAAACUAUACGUUACACACUCGUGAAUUUAUUUAUUUAAAAAGCAAUAAUAUAACCGAACAACAUCAAUAUCCGCGUUAAGGUUUCCUAUAUACAAUGUUCAAGGUUAAGAGUAUUUUAUAAGGAAGACAAAUAUUUUGGUGACCAAUGAUAUAACUCUUUUUCAUCCUCUUCGAGAUCGUACACCACUGUUCGCUUCUUUCCUUUGGCUUGUAUUCGGAUUUUGUUACGAUGUCAAAAACAAAAGAAAAUUAACAGGCACACGCAAUUUUGCGGAGCGCUUUCCAAUUUUGACGCCACCGACACCGACAUAACCUAAAAGUCUUUACGUGGGCCGCUCCGUCGCGUCGCGCGUGUAUCGGCGACAGUUUAGAGGUUAGAAGUUCGUUUGUUUUUGGCGUUAUACUUAUCUCUAACCGCUGCGUGUUUUCAUUUUCCUAUAUUAGGCUAGCGAUCUACUUUUUGUGCAAUAUAAUAUGUGUACUCCGUAUAUUGUCAUUUGCAUGCUUGACGCCGUUUAAUUGGAAUUUUCAUGGUAGUGUCUAUUUUAUCCCGAUUUGGGCGGGACUCGCUGUCAAGUAUUUCGACGUGGUUCAUUAUAGUCGACAUCAGAACCAAACAUCUAGGUUCGAAGCGGAUAGUUGACGCCGAAUCCCGUCCGAAUUAUUUAGUGUCCAAAAUCUAUUCUAUCUACGUUGAGUGUCCGAUGUGGAACAUAAACCGAUUUCUGUUUUUUCGUUUCGAUUGGUUUGUCAUUGAAACUUCAAAAAAUCAUAUAUUUUCCCAAAAACGGUGUUUGGUUUGUUAGUGCGUCAUGAUAAUCUAUUGAGAAAAAGAAAU
Cylas formicarius (sweet potato weevil) is the source of this 8017-nucleotide messenger RNA. RefSeq names its product RNA-binding protein MEX3B (gene Mex-3). Lineage: Eukaryota; Metazoa; Arthropoda; Insecta; Coleoptera; Brentidae. Gene Ontology annotation, molecular function: RNA binding. The transcript is spliced from 2 exons. The coding region runs from base 445 to 1725 and encodes 426 amino acids. The record is from RefSeq and is a predicted model, not a curated record.